This is a messenger RNA of Ictidomys tridecemlineatus (thirteen-lined ground squirrel), 921 nucleotides long. NCBI's taxonomy places the organism in Eukaryota, Metazoa, Chordata, Mammalia, Rodentia, Sciuridae. The record is from RefSeq and is a predicted model, not a curated record.
CCAUAAUAUCUAAUAGGCAAAGAGGGAGGGGUUUCCAGUAGAAACUCUAGGGAGAAACUCACCCAGCUUCAGUCACCAGCCCAACUGCCUAGGCUUUAGAUAACCAUGUGAAGGGAUUCCACUGUCAGAAAAGAGGCCAAACUUCUAUCACCAUGGUGGAUGUGAAAUGCCUGAGUGAUUGUGAACUGCAGAAUCAACUGGAAAAGCUUGGAUUUUUACCGGGCCCAAUACUACCUUCCACCAGAAAAGUGUAUGAAAAAAAGUUAGUGCAAUUGUUGGUCUCGCCUCCCUGUACCCCACCUGUGCCGAAUGGACCCAGAAAGUCAAAUGGACCUCAGGACAAGAGUGAAGCGUUUAAUGUCCUUUUGAAAGAAAAACUCAAACUCUCAACAGAAAAAUGCAAGGAACUCAAAAAAAGACCCAAGAUUGCCAACAUUAAAACAAAAGCAGGAGACUUCUACUACUGUGGUCGGAAGAUUCCCAAGAGAUCAAGGAGCGCUGCAAGAGCACCGCAGACCAGAAUCAACCUUGACACUGUCAGCGAAGAUUGUCUGUGCUCUGCACUGAGCCACGGGAUGACUCAGGAGUGUGAUGAGUGCUGUUUCCCCAUGGGCUUGAAGCUUGCUAUCCUUGGCAUCCUCCUCAUUGUUGUAUUUGUCUACUUAACUGUGGAAAGAGAACCACUCUUUAGAUAAGUCCUUUAGGAGCAAAGCAACAUGAUAGUGCUUGAAUAAUGCCCUCAGCAAGCCCUUCAAAGGGGCCACCAUACCCCUGGCCAGGCAGCCUUCCCUGGCUGAUCUGUGCCUGGGUUUAGCCAGGUGAAAGGAAAGGGGGAGAACCAGGCAGCUGUGAGUUAAGAUCACGAUGUUUAGGAAAACCUCAAUCAUGUAAAGCCAUCAUUAAAGGUGCUUCCACACAAGA